AUGCCUUCAAGAUCAGAGGGUUUCGGAUUGACAGGGCUUGAGGACCUGUCAGCUGGUCUGCCUGUGCUCGUCAGCUGCAAUUCAGGAUUUGGAGAAGCAUUGCGCAGUGUACCAUUUGGUUUAUCAGUUGUAGUUAACUCAGAGAACCCCACUGAUUGGACCACGGCCAUUAAGAAAAUCCUUGGCAAGGAUAGGAAAAGUCGACUUGAGGAAGUGGAAACCUUGCGUGAUUCUUAUGACAAGAAAUACAACUGGGCUAAACAGAUACACGACGUUUUUCACAAGAUUAUCAGCUGGACUCACGGUAUGAAUUUAGAUGAUUUUUUUUUGUUGUGUUUUAAUGUAGGCACUUCUUUGGUGUUCAUAAUUUAUCUCUUUUGAAACUCAACAGUUUUUAUUUUUAAUUAGUCAUGCUGUCUUCAAUUACCCUGGAUUACCUUAAACGUUUUUUAUGCGAAAAAGUCAGGAUCUUUAACUUGCAAUUCGGACUAGGUUGCCUGCUGCCAGGAUUCUUAUCUUUUAUUUGUAUUUGAGGGGAGAGAAUGAUUUUAAUUAUGUAAAAGUAAAUCUACUACUAACCUCUGGGGAAGACUAACUGAAUGGGACUUUCUUCCGGGAAUAACUCUCGAUUUGUUUUCGUGAUUAGCGUAUAAAGCGACUAAGGUCUGUACCUCGAUUUUAAGAUUACUUUUUCUUAUAGAGUUACCGUUGUUAUCAGUCCUACAAUUAAGUAAUCAAUAAUUGGCCGAAUUUAUACUAGAGACGAAUAUUCCUUUUAGACGGAUUAUCUGGAUUAUCCGUCUCCAACGGAUAAUUCGCCUCUGGUAUAAAUUCGGUGCUACGACGAAUUAUGAAGCAAAAUUCGUCUGAGCUGAUUCGCCUGUUAGCACGUCUUGAAGACGUGCUAACAGACGGAUAAUUCGUCUUAGACGGAUUAUCCGUCUCUAAAGUUAUAUCUAGACGGAACGUAGACGGUUUUUUGACGAAGUUUCCACAUGAGAGGGACUGGUUUCUAUAUUUUGGCAAUGUUUCCUGGGAUAAAUUAAUAAAUGUCGAGAUAAAUUAUUUGUCAACGAAAUUUGUCUUCGGAUUUAUACUUAGACAAAUUAUACGUCUGACGAAUAAUCUGUCUAGACGGGUAACUCGUCUCUAGUAUAAAUUCGGCCAUUUUCAACGAUUGAUGUAUUCUUCUUCUUCUUUUAGAUCCUGAGUCUGCUGAGAUAACCUCCAACAAAGAAAGAUUUAAUUACUCCCGGUUAUGUCGUCUUCUCAUCAGCUUGGGUUCAAAAGCCCUCAGAGAAAUCUUUGACGGCAUAAUUCCACCGCAGAAUCUUCAACGCAUUUUGAAACGUAACCCAGCACACUCUAAGCUGCAGUCACGUCGAAACGAAGGAAUACUUAGCUCGAUCCAAUGGACUAAACUAUAUCCAGCUACCUUAUCCUCUGAAGUUUCAUCUGCAGGCUUCGACAUCCCCCUCCUGAUAGUCCUUCUGAGGACAAUCUGUGAUCUGAGUCCUCCACCUGCUGGCUGGGAUGCACCUCCUCUUUCAACAGACACUAGUCGUGAGUCUGACAUUGCCCGUAUUUCAUGAAUGCUGUGUCUAGCCAUUGUGGGGAAGGCUCAGUUAGUUAUGCUGUAUUCAUUAGCUACUGGCAACAGAUCCGUGAAACACUUGUGCGAUUGGCAGGAACUGAUUGUGGAGAUGUCAUUGAUGAAAUUAUGGAUCAGGAAAUGGACCCCCUCGAUGAGGAGCAUUUCCGAGAACUCCUUAAGCAGUGGAAGGAGGUCGAGGAUAGCAGCAAAGACAAGCUGAAUGAACUGGAACGUCUAGACACUUAUGACACAGAAGGUGAGCCUUAGAAGUACAAACAUAAUUCGCUGUUCUUAACUAGGUUUUUUAUGUAUCUGCAAAUACUUCCUCUUUUAGUUUUUAUUUUUAAUUGGGAUUAACGCAAGGUCGGUGGUUGUUUACCAUUUACGUGGGCAAAGCGGUCAGUUCACAUGUACAGUUUGGGGCAAUGGUAAGCAAAAUUCAGAAAAGGCCUAUUGACAUUGCUGUAGACUGUGCAUAGUUGCCCUGCCCCUUUCUUUAGAAAACGCAUUGAAGAGUUAACAUGCUAGACAAGGUAGCUCACUUGCCCAUGCCCCAUGACUACUUGCCCGGCCUGGGUUGUUUCGGCUAUUAAGAUGAAGGCUUUUAACAUUUUGGAAAAUAACUACGCCGUUACCACAUAGCUAUGAGUGAUAUCUGCUAAACAGGAUGACGGUGAACGUAAGGAAAUAAGUACAGAAAGAGAAUCAAACGUUGGUAAUGUAAACGACAAUGUCAACGUGGAGCAUUCAAUCUCAUUACUACGUUACUGAAACUUGAAUGCACAUAGUUCAAGGAAGCCAAACUAAACACACUUAAUCUCUUUUACUUUUUUUUAGAUUUGUCUUUUCCCAGCGACAUCCUAGAAAAGAUCCGUCAGGUGUACAGAAUACGUGCACAACGCCUUCUUCCAGUUCCUUGGUGUGAAGAUUUUAGCUUUCAUCUGAAUAAUAUAUUUACCAGAUUAAAGAUCGUGGGCAAAGAAAAAACUUCGAGGAGUACUUACUGA
Messenger RNA from Porites lobata, 2601 nucleotides. Lineage: Eukaryota; Metazoa; Cnidaria; Anthozoa; Scleractinia; Poritidae. The record is from the annotation of a GenBank genome assembly.